Messenger RNA from Rangifer tarandus platyrhynchus (Svalbard reindeer), 2334 nucleotides. NCBI's taxonomy places the organism in Eukaryota, Metazoa, Chordata, Mammalia, Artiodactyla, Cervidae. The record is from the annotation of a GenBank genome assembly.
AUGCAGCGCCGCCCCCAGUUUCUGGCGCCCCGCUGGACCCUGCUUCGGAGAGACCUUUUGGACUCCAGAGGGCGGGCCCUGGAGUCCCAGUCCCCUCUGGGGGACGUGUGUUCCCGGCAGUUCUGGUCCGUUGGGCCUGUCCAGACGAAACAUCGAAGGGAUGGGUUGGGGCCUGGGCCGGGCUUCUCCCAGGCAGCGUUUGAGGCAGCCCCAAUGGGGCCCUCCGGGGGCCUUCCUCCCUUUGAACUGCGGUGGCGGGCGGGCUCGCUGUAUCCUGCACCCCUCAGAGUAGGGGCCGCCAUCACCAUGGCCACGGCUGCGAGUCGGCCCUGCCCCGGAGGGUCGCGGGACAUCUUGUGGCGCGUGUUGGGCUGGAGGAUAGUUACAAGCAUUGUCUGGUCAGUGCUACUGCUGCCCAUCUGUACCACAGUAUUUGUAAUCUUUAGCAGCAUUGAUUUAUUUCAUCCUAUACAGUGGCUGUAUGCUUCUUUCAAUGAUCUGUAUAAUUCCUACAUUAUCUUUUACCUUCUGCUGCUAUCGGUGGUAAUUGUGAUAAUAAGUAUUUUCAAUGUGGAGUUCUAUACAGUUGUGCCUUCCAUUCCCUGCUCAAGACUGGCACUGAUAGGGAAGAUCCUUCAUCCGCAGCAGCUCAUGCACUCCUUUAUUCACGCUGCAAUGGGAAUGAUGAUGGCUUGGUGUGCUACAGUGAUAACCAAGGGCCAAUACAGCUUUCUUGUGGUUCCCUGCACUGGUACUGAGAGCUUAGAUAGCCCUGCUGUACAAACCUGCUUAAAUGAGUAUCACCUUUUCUUCCUACUGGCUGGAGCAUUUAUGGGCUAUAGCUAUAGCCUCCUGUAUUUUAUUAACAAUAUGAACUAUCUUCCAUUUCCCAUCAUACAGCAAUACAAGUUCUUACGCUUCAGGAGGUCUCUGCUCUUGCUAGUUAAGCAUAGUUGUGUGGAAUCACUGUUCCUGCUUAGAAAUUUCUGCAUUGUAUAUUAUUUUCUUGGUCAUAUUCCCAAAGCUUGGAUUAGCACUGCCAUGGACCUUCGGGUAGAUGAGCAGUUUCAUAGGCCUCUUGACACUGUGAGUGGCCUCUUGAAUCUCUCGUUACUCUAUCAUGUCUGGCUGUGUGGUGCCUUUGUCCUGAUGACUUGGUACAUCUCAUGGCUACUCUUCAAAAUAUAUGCCACAGAGGUUCAUCUGUUCCCUGUUCAACCACCAUUUUCAGAAGACUCAGAUGAAUGCCUCCCAAAAGUUUUAAACAGCAAUCCUCCUCUCAUCAUAAAGUAUUUGGCCCUGCAGGACCUGAUGUUGCUUUCUCAAUACUCUCCUUCACGAAGACAAGAAGUUUUUAGCCUUAGCCAACCAGGUGGACAUCCCCACAACUGGACAGCUAUUUCAAGAGAGUGUUUGAAUCUUUUAAAUGAUAUGACUCAGAAACUUGUGCUCUGCCAAGAAGCUGCUGCUACAAAUGGGAGAGUGAUGUCUUCAUCAUACCCAGUGGAAGCUAAGAAAUCGAAUUCUCCAGAAGAAACUGCGUUUCAGACCCCCAAAUCUAGCCAGAUGCCUCGGCCUUCAAUGCCAUCAUUAAUUAAGACAUCACUGUUCUCCUCAAAGUUAUCUACACCUGAUGUUGCAAGUCCCCUAGCCACCCCAUUUGGCUCUAGUGUAGUGAACCGGAUGGCUGGAAUUUUUGAUGUAAACACAAACUAUGGGUCACCUCAAAGUCCUCAGCUCACAAGAAGAGGGCCAAGAUUAUGGACUUCAGCUUCCGAUCAGCAAAUGACUGAAUUUUCUAAUCCUUCUCCAUCUACCUCUGUUAGUGCUGAGGGUAAGACAGUGAGACAGCCCAAUGUGAUUUAUUCAUGGAUUCAGAAUAAACGUGAACAGGUUAAGAAUUUCUUAUCAAAACGAGUGCUGAUAAUGUAUUUUUUCAGUAAGCACCCAGAGGCCUCUAUUCAGGCUGUGUUUUCAGAUGCCCAAAUGCAUAUUUGGGCAUUAGAAGGUCUGUCUCACUUAGUAGCAGCAUCAUUUACAGAAGAUAGAUUUGGCGUAGUCCAGACCACACUACCAGCUAUUCUUAAUACUUUGUUGACGCUGCAAGAGUCAGUUGACAAGUACUUCAAGCUUCCUCAUGCUUCCAGUAAGCCACCUCGGAUUUCAGGAAGCCUGGUGGACACUUCCUAUAAAACAUUAAGAUUUGCGUUCAGAGCAUCACUGAAAACAGCCAUCUAUAGGAUAACUACCACAUUUGGUGAACAUCUGAAUGCUGUGCAAGCAUCUGCAGAACAUCAGAAGAGACUUCAGCAGUUUUUGGAGUUCAAAGAAUAG